AGCAGCUGCGGCGCCCCAUCAACGCCGACGUUUACCGAGACUUUCCGGGAUAAUAAUAACAGAGAGGGAGGCGUCCGCUGCGGUACUCGGCGUGGCCCGUUGGCCGAGGUGAAAUAAAAGACGAGCAUAGAUAAUAUUGUGAGGAAAAGACUAUCGGGAGGAGCAGGACGUGCAGGAGGGCGGGGGGAGAGCAGCAGCAGCAGAAAGGAUGGAGAGGGAGUGAGACCCGGAUGCUGAUGCGAGUGAGUGGGGCGAAGGAAGGAAGGAAGGGGAGAGAGAAAAUAUCGAUUUACGGCAAGAAAACGGAGUAUCAUACCAGGGGCCUUUGCCUCAACUAUUAUCCGAAGCGAAAAAGGGCGGAAAAGGGGGUUUUGCUUGUGUUUUCUUCCACCUGUGCAGCCGCCGAGCAGCAGCAGGAGGAGGAGGAGGAGGAGGACACGCCGAGGAAGGAGGAGAGAGGAGAAGAUGCUGUGAUGUGCUACUUGCAGUGAUGUAGGGAGGCAGGGAGGGGGACGACUACGCUAAAAGAUGCUUGUCUGGCGAGGGAUAUGCGUUUCACGUCGAAAUAUCGUGGGGAUGUGGCGGCCGUGUGAUGAAAACGACCAUUUAGCGAUGCCCAGAAAGUUGAGGCGGUGUGGGUUUUUCUGACAGGCGGUGCGUGAGAGCUAGCCCGAGCUGGCUACAAUAGCAUGUAGUUGCACAUGUAAAAGAGGCCCGGCCGACACUCAAAUACACUGGUUAUUCUUUCGGCGUCAACAUUUACUGUGUGCAUUGAGGCGUUUUCUGCAAAUACUUGAGCAGCACAUGGCGUGAACCGUGAAAAGCUGCUCAUUUCAAGGUUUUUCCUCCCCCAUUAACGCUGUACAUGUGACAAGUUAUACAAAAUAAGCUCAUAUAUUGAAGUAGUUUGCCUUCUCAUGUUUAUCUUUAGGGUAGUGGUCAGUAUUUAAUGCUUAAAAAAACAGCUUUGCACCUUAUUGUCAUCUCAAUUUCUCUGCUUUAAUGCAUCAUUAGCAAGCUGUUAUGUUAAAUAUUAAUGUCAUGCUUACCGUGGUCCGGAUAAAACCCCAAUAUCUAGCUUGGUUCAUGUGAACAACCUUCAUCUGGGCAUCCAUGUGUUGUAGAUACGUGCUUUUACAUGUUACAUGUUAGUAAAUUCAGAAUAGCUGUGUUAAUCCCUGAAAUAAAAGGCUGUCCCUCCAAGUAGAGCAUCGUCUUGUAAUCCACCCAGAUCUUCUGUAUAAGCUGUACAAUAUCACAUUAAUUGCAAUAAUCACCCUGCAGUAUUAGUUAUAUUGGUGUGUUUAGCCUCCAGUCAGAGCAAUAUGAGUAAGGAACUGUCUCUGAGUCAGUCAGCUCAAUAUGUUGGGCCCUAUCGACUGGAGAAGACUCUUGGGAAGGGACAGACAGGACUGGUCAAGCUGGGCGUCCAUUGCAUUACGGGUCAGAAGGUAGCGAUCAAAAUAGUCAACAGAGAGAAGCUGUCUGAGUCAGUCCUGAUGAAGGUUGAGAGAGAGAUUGCCAUUCUAAAGCUGAUUGAGCAUCCGCAUGUGUUGAAGCUGCAUGAUGUUUACGAGAAUAACAAAUAUCUGUACCUGGUGUUGGAGCAUGUGUCAGGGGGAGAACUCUUUGACUACCUGGUGAAAAAGGGUCGGCUAACUCCGAAAGAAGCCAGGAAGUUCUUCAGGCAGAUCAUCUCUGCUUUGGACUUCUGCCACAGUCAUUCCAUCUGUCACAGAGACCUGAAGCCGGAGAACUUGCUCCUGGAUGAAAAGAACAACAUUCGUAUUGCUGACUUUGGCAUGGCCUCCCUACAGGUGGGGGAUAGUCUUUUAGAGACCAGCUGCGGAUCGCCACAUUAUGCCUGCCCUGAAGUUAUACGGGGGGAGAAAUAUGAUGGACGAAGAGCAGACGUGUGGAGCUGUGGGGUCAUCCUGUUUGCCCUACUGGUGGGUGCCCUGCCUUUUGACCAUGACAAUUUGCGCCAGCUACUGGAAAAGGUGAAGAGCGGGGUGUUUCACAUGCCCCACUUCAUUCCUCCUGAUUGCCAGUCCUUGCUCAAAGGCAUGAUUGAGGUCAACCCUGAGAAGAGGCUCACACUAGAGGCCAUCCAGAAACAUCCCUGGUACAUUGGUGGUCGUAAUGAGCCAUGUCCUGAGCAGCCUCCUCCCAGGCGAGUGUGUGUGAGGCGAAUCUUGUCCCUGACUGAGCUGGACCCAGAUGUGUUGGACAGCAUGCACUCGCUAGGAUGUUUCCGAGACAGAGUUAAGCUUACACGUGAUUUGCAAUGCGAAGAAGAAAACCAGGAGAAAAUGAUCUAUUACCUACUGCUGGACAGGAAGGAGCGCUACCCGAGCUAUGAGGAUGAGGACCUGCCUCCACGCAAUGACGUAGCGGACCCUCCUCGAAAGCGUGUUGAUUCUCCGAUGCUGACGCGCCAUGGCCGCUGCCGUCCUGAGAGAAAAAGCUUGGAAGUGCUAAGUGUUACUGAGCAGGGGUCUCCUACCCCGCCCCGCAGGGCUCUGGAUACAGCUGCACACAGCCAGAGGUCUCGCUCAGUCAGUGGAGCUUCCAGUGGUCUCUCCUCGAGCCCUCUCAGCAGUCCCAGGUCCUAUCAGAGCCCCGUCUUCACUUUCAGCCAAUCAGAUGUCACUUCUGCCACCGCUUCCCCCCUUACAAAGGAGUCCAGUAAAGGAGCUACCACCACUCCUCGCUCAGCAGCACGGGCUCAAGACAAGCCCAAAGCUGCUCCCGCCAACCCAAAGACCCAGACCUUGCCCAACAAGGGACCCACCGACCGCCCUCAUCUGCAGCCCAUCAAAUCUCUGCCUCUGCACAACCCAUCCUCCCGCUCACCCUCACCUUCCCCGCUCCUUUCACCAAUCCCCCGAUUCUUCUUCCCUUCGUCCUCUGUCCUGAAGUCGGUGACUAAGAGCUUCUACCCAAACUCUGCCCACUCUGUGCCGCAGGUCACCCCCCAAGGCUCUCCGUUGCCCACACCUUUGGGCACCCCUGUCCACCACCCUCACCACCCUUCCUCUACCCCGCCCUCCUCUUCCUCAUCCUCGUCCUCCUCGCGGGCGGAGGGGGGAGGAGGUGUGGGCUCGCUGUCGUUGACGCCGCCCUCCAGCCCGGGAGGGGGAAGCGGCAUGGCGGCCAGCAGCUCUGCCCACUGGAGAACUCGCCUCAAUUCUUUCAAGAACAACCUGCUCGGCUCACCCCGGUUCCAUCGCCGUAAACUACAAGUUCCUACAUCAGAAGACAUGUCCAGUCUAACACCAGAAUCCAGCCCGGAGCUGGCUAAGAAGUCGUGGUUCGGAAAUUUCAUUGGCUUGGAGAAAGAGGAGCAGAUCUUUGUGGUGAUCAGAGACAAACCUUUAAGUUCUGUCAAAGCUGACAUUGUCCACGCUUUCCUGUCAAUCCCGUCUCUCAGCCACAGCGUCCUGUCUCAGACCAGCUUUCGGGCCGAGUACAAGUCCUCCGGCGGUCCCUCCGUCUUUCAGAAGCCCGUCAAGUUCCAGGUGGACAUUGCUUUUUCCGAGGGCGAGAGGGAGAGGGAGAGGGAGAGGGCAGAGAGGGAGAGCAGGAGGGAGACCGGAAUCUACAGCGUGACGUUCACUCUUAUAUCAGGCCCGAGUCGCAGGUUCAGACGAGUGGUGGAAACAAUUCAAGCUCAGCUUCUCAGCUCUCAUGACCAGCCGCUGGUGCAAGCCCUAUCUGAUGAGAAGAACAGCCGGCCCCACGGGACCCCCACCCGCCAAAACUCGCGGCGCUCUGAGGGUGGGGGAGACAGGUGCGACUGGGGAGACCGAGCUGAUGGAGGAGGCAUAGGAGGCAGUGGAGGAGUUCUGCAGCGCAGAGGUUCAGCAAAAGAGAGAACCCGACUGCUGUCCUCUAACGGAACCCAAUCCCAACCGUAGGAUAGAAAGUGAGACCAUGCUGCAGGAUGCCUGAACAACACAAGAAAAUAAAUAGUAGAACUUCAUUUACAAGUAUCCCUGCAAGCCAUGAGCUACUCUUAUUCUUCCUUGACUAAGUUAUUGAAGUUGCUUGACUAUAGCAAGGAUUGAGCCUUUCCCCCUCAUCAUGCAUUUUAUUUCAACUCAACAUUCUCUUGAUCUUUUGGAUCACCAGGAGUCCUACCCUUAGAUGAGAAAAGAGUUUUGAGGAACCAGCCUUUAAUGGAAAAAAAAAAUACAUGUGAAUGAGGUUUGGGUAUCCAUCCAUCAUAGACACAACUUCACAGAUUGAACUGAAUUUUGAAGUGCUAUGUGCAUGCCAGUAAGCAAACCAGCCUGCUAAAGGAUGCCGACAUGACCAGAUAGGCUAGUUUACCAUAUCAUUGUAAUACAGUAUCUGACACCAAAAAGAAGUAGUGGUCUUGUAAUGGUUCUCAAGAUUACUCUUUAAAUUAACCAGUGCUCUCAUAUCACUAUCAAGCAACAUGCAUAUACUAGUCCACACUGAAAGAAGUAUAAAUGCAUCUCAGCAGAUGAACCUAAAGAAUUAGCAACAUGCUACCACCUGAGUGAGUUGUGACGAGACGAACAAACGGUCCUGUUUUUUUCUCAAGAAAAACUGCAUCCUGGAAUUUCACCAGUGUCAUCUCUUGAGGUAAAGGAAACAUGUAAGCUAAGUAAGUGAAUGUGAAAAAAAUAACUGUUUUUAUUUAUGUUUAUGUGUUUCAUUUGAGGAUGUCAGUAGCACAGUAACUAAGGACAGCAACUAAAACACAAUGUUUGAAAGGAGAAGAUUAUCCGAUGCUUGUUGGCAAACACUCAUUUUGAGUUAAAUUAUAUUUUUUUUAAUCUGUUAUAUUUUCGUUUUAAUCAAAGACAAUAUGAAACAAUGCAGCUAAGAUUUUGCAUGGGACCCUCAUUACUCUGAAGAAAUACGCUUGAUUUGAACGGAAAUAUGAACACUACUAUAAGAAAAAACGUGAUGUGUGAAUACGUCCUUGAAGCUCAUCAGAGCGGUUUGUGCUCAGACUGAAUGAGACGAGUGUUACCGGCCUUUGGAUCAAACAGAAACCAUCUUUCUUGUCGAACUUGUCUCCUGUUUCCAUAGUCUUCACAUUCUGACUUCUAAGAAAAAGGACAAAAAAAAAAAGAACAUUUAUCAAUGAUCAGUGGACAUUUUCAUAAUGACGGACUUAAAAUGCUUGCAGUGUCAAUUCAAAAAUGGGAUGCAAGCAUCUCCCAACGCUUCAUUCCAGUGUUCACCAAUAAGCCAAGUAGUCCAUCACUGCACCCGCGCUCAACACUGAGUAUUACAGCAUUCUGCGAACAGACGUAGCACCUUGGAUAUUCACGUGCUACUCCAGUACUCUGUCAGACUAGUCAGUGUUGUUCACCAGUCUUCCAUACAGCACAAUAUGCAACAAAUGUGCAGGAUGUUGUCGGAAAGAUACACAGUAAUACAAUAGCUGUGUGUAGGUUAACCAAUUUUUUGUUAGUAUUUCUCUUGACUUGUUUAUUUAUUUAUUUAUGUAUUUAUUUAUUUAUUUAUUUAUUCAUUUAAUACAAAAGAAAUGCUUUGAUAGCAGUGCUAAUAAGUCUCUCAUCUUCUGUUUUAUGUGAUAUUUGUCCGUAUCUCACAUCCGUUUUCAUCGUGCAUAUCUCUGGUUACUGGACUUUGUGUGUGGCAUGAUUGAUGACUGUGAAAUGGACAGGGAGCUGAAAACUUUGCAGCAGUUGUAUUUUUGCGCUGAUUGCGUGCAGAGAUGUUGCCCAACCCAGUAAUAUCCAAUCAGUUAUCAAAAGACAAACCCCUAAGAGGCACAGAAUUUCUCACACACAUCGAAUGCUUGCUAAUUCGCCUCAUCUCUUGCUUUCAUGCCUACUCCCUUUGGCCUGCCUGUCUGCUUCCUCACCUCUGUUGUGUAGCCAUCGUCACAAAGAAAAUGUACAAAGUUGUUUGCUUCACUGUCCCUACACAAUUUAUGAUUGCUCACCUUCAUCACUUUCAUCUGUCACAUCCCUUUCACUUUCAUUGACCCAACUCUGGCUAAGAUUGUAAACUAUUCUCCAUUCAUAAGGGUCAGUAGAAUAAGGUGUUUAAAAAAAAGAAAUGUCUGUAUCAUAAUUUAAUUAUAAAAAGUGCACUAUUAUAACUAUUGCCUGUGAUUAAAAAAAAAAGAACAAUUAUGAUUGAACUGAUGGUCAAAAUAAAGAGAGAUCCACCUUAUUGUUAUGA
Cololabis saira (Pacific saury) is the source of this 6195-nucleotide messenger RNA. RefSeq names its product serine/threonine-protein kinase BRSK1-like. Gene Ontology annotation, cellular component: cytoplasm. Lineage: Eukaryota; Metazoa; Chordata; Actinopteri; Beloniformes; Belonidae. Gene Ontology annotation, biological process: protein phosphorylation; microtubule cytoskeleton organization; intracellular signal transduction. Gene Ontology annotation, molecular function: tau-protein kinase activity; protein serine/threonine kinase activity; ATP binding. The record is from RefSeq and is a predicted model, not a curated record.